UCCUUCUCCUCAAGGUAUUCAGCACUCAGCAAGGACGCUGUCAGCAGUGGAAAGUUGAGCCGAAAUGGGGAAAAUGCAGGUCCUGGGUGUAGUUGCGGUAAUAUUAGCAGUUUACUGCGCACAUGCAAAGGUUUACUUUCGGGAGGAGUUUCUGGACGGUGAUGAAUGGAGAAGUCGCUGGGUGAACUCCAAACACAAGUCUGACUAUGGGGAAUGGAAGCUGACGGCUGGCAACUUUUAUGGAGAUGCUGAGAAAGACAAAGGUCUGCAAACAAGCCAGGAUGCUCGUUUCUACGCUACCUCUGCCCGCUUUGAACCUUUCAGCAAUGAGGGCAAGCCUGUGGUCGUUCAGUUUACAGUUAAGCAUGAGCAAAAGAUCGACUGUGGUGGUGGCUAUGUGAAGGUAUUCCCCACUGACUUGGAGCAGACUGACAUGCAUGGCGACUCCUCAUACUACAUCAUGUUUGGCCCUGAUAUCUGUGGCUACAGCACCAAGAAAGUCCACGUCAUCUUCAAUUACAAGGGCAAGAAUCAUCUCAUCAAGAAAGAGAUCAAGUGCAAGGAUGAUGAGCUGACCCACCUGUACACACUGAUCCUGAAUCCAGAUCAGACCUAUGAGGUGAAGAUUGAUAACGAGAAGGUAGAAUCUGGCAGUCUGGAGGAGGACUGGGACUUCCUUCCUCCUAAGAAAAUUAAGGACCCCGAGGCCAAGAAGCCAGAGGACUGGGAUGAUCGUGCCAAGAUUGAUGAUGCUGAUGACACCAAGCCUGAGGACUGGGACAAAGCUGAAAACAUUCCUGAUCCUGAUGCCAAAAAGCCUGACGACUGGGAUGAGGAUAUGGAUGGAGAGUGGGAGCCACCCAUGAUCCCUAACCCAGAGUACAAGGGAGAAUGGAAACCCAAACAGAUCGACAACCCCAACUACAAAGGACCCUGGGUGCAUCCUGAGAUUGACAAUCCUGAGUACAGCCCUGAUUCAAACAUCUACAAGUUCGACAAUAUCGCUGUUUUAGGUCUUGACCUUUGGCAGGUGAAAUCUGGUACCAUCUUUGACAACUUCGUGAUCACUGACGACGUGAAGGAAGCAGAAGACAUUGGAAACGAGACAUGGGGUGUGACAAAGGAACCAGAGAGAAAAAUGAAACAGGAGCAAGAUGACCUGAAGCGAAAAGAAGAGGAGGAGAAGACCAAAGAACAAGACACCGAAGCUGAUGAGGAGGGUGAUGAAGACGAGGAUGAGGAAGAUGAUGACGACGUUGGCGAUGAGGAAGAUACAAAGGGCGACAUAGAGGAGGCACUUUCGGAAAUGGAUGAAGACGCAAAGCCUAAAGAUGAGCUUUGAGGGGGUGUGGCCAGAGAUUUUGUCUGUCCCUCCUUUAGAAACUCUGUCCUGUAUUUCCCAGGGGUAUUGUGGCUGCUGUGCAUCCUUUCCCUGAGAUUCGGACACAACCUAAUUUGGGUGGGGUGGGCAAAUGUAGUGAAUGUGGGCAAGUGGAUGUUAUUGGACUUAGUUUCUCUUUAAUUUUGGUCAUGAUAUUACCCUGUUGCCCCUGAACUGCUGGAUUGAUUCUAAGGUUUGUCACCUGCAAAGUCCAUUCCUCAUUUUGUAAUAACAGAGAAUAAGGAGGCACUGACACCCACUGUUUUCUUGAUUUUCUUGAUCUCUACAUCUAUUUGAUAUGCAGAUUCCCUUGCACAGGUCGCACAAUCAACCAGAAACUGUGAUAAAAAUGACACAUUGAGAUUUACAGAGAAUAAGAGUUAGCCAUUCAGAAUUUAACUUCAUUGUCCCUGGAGGAAAAAAACAUCUCUUGCAACAAAAAAUGCACAUAACUGAACAUAUAAUGCAUAAAGUAUAAGACUUACUGCGAAAAGCUAAUCACAAAUUACAGACAGAAAUCAAGAUUGUAUCAUAACUUAUUGUGACUGUCUGUGGCACUGACUUUUUUAUUUUCCCUCCCACACUCUUUAAGGCAUAACUGAAUGAAGUGUUUAGACAUAAAAUAAUUUUCAUCAAAGCGCAACAAUGAAAUAGUUUUCUACGUUGAAAUGACUUGAAUGUCGUCAUGGUUAUGUAAUGGGACCUGCAUUUUUUCUUGAAAGUCUGGAGAAACAGAUGGUGAGCCCCUGCUGUGACUCAUGACAUCACUGAGGGUCACAUACUUAUUUUUAUUGGACAGAAUGUUAUUGAUACCAAAGUUUUUAUUAAAAGAUUAUAACCUUA
Epinephelus moara (kelp grouper) is the source of this 2224-nucleotide messenger RNA. RefSeq names its product calreticulin-like. Bases 65 to 1342 code for a protein of 425 amino acids. Gene Ontology annotation, molecular function: calcium ion binding. Gene Ontology annotation, biological process: protein folding. The record is from RefSeq and is a predicted model, not a curated record. Lineage: Eukaryota; Metazoa; Chordata; Actinopteri; Perciformes; Serranidae. The transcript is spliced from 9 exons. Gene Ontology annotation, cellular component: endoplasmic reticulum; endoplasmic reticulum membrane.